Molecule: messenger RNA, 1149 nt
Organism: Adineta ricciae
Lineage: Eukaryota; Metazoa; Rotifera; Eurotatoria; Adinetida; Adinetidae
Source: the annotation of a GenBank genome assembly
AUGCCGAAUAUUGGCGUCGCUGAUGCUGAACACGCUUUAGGCGUAAGAUAUUUCGAAGGUAUUAGUGUUCGGAAAGAUCUUACGUUGGCUUUCUAUUGGUAUCAACGUGCAUCUGAUCAUGGCAGCGUAAUGGCUGCUAAUCAGUUAGGUUCAAUGCACUCAGGUGGUCUUGCGGUUGAUAAUAAUCUUGAAAAAGCUGAAGAAUUAUAUGAAUUAGCAGCAAAACGAGGUAAAAAUGAUUUUCAAAUGGCGGAACUAUGGUACGAUCGUGCAUGUGAAUCAGAUAAUGUUGUUGCUCAACGAAAUCGCGAUGAAUUUAUGAAAAAGUUGGAAGAACAACAGUGUUAUUCAUUGGAUUUUCAACAAGCAAUAAGUGAAGGAACGAACUAUUAUUUACUAUGUCAGAGUAAAUAUUCAGCAUCAGUAGCAUCUGAGCGCUUCUAUUUAAGAGAUUAUGGCAUGUUUUGUGAACAUGCUCGACGUGGUUCACUAACUGCUAAAACACUUCGCACGGCGUUAGACAUAUUGACAUCUUUUGAAAUUUUGACAGAAGAACAAGAAAAUACAUUUGUUCAUGAACUGUCUCAAUGUUAUCGUAUUGAAACCAUUGUAGCUCAAAUUCCAGUUGUUUUUCAUAAAAGAGUUAGUGGCAUCAUUGAACGAGUAUUAGCUCGAUGCAUACAGCAGCCGAUGUCGGUUGUUUCACAACUUGAUGAAAACAUUCGACUAUGUUAUGCAGCACUGAAUUUAAAUUCUGGCGCAGUAAAUGGAUUUCAACGUAAAUCUGAUGAUGGUUUGUUUAGCAUAAACAAGGGAUUUGAAAUCGAGCCUGAUAACUAUGAGCUUCUAUAUCAUAAAGCUGUUCUAUUGCGUCAUAUUGGUAAAGAUAUGAAAGAGGCAAUUGUAGCCUAUCAAAAAUUUAUUGCGAUUGCUCCAAAAGAUCAUCGAAAAAUUCCUGAAGCAUAUUAUGAAAUGGCACAAUGUUUGAAAGAUUUUACGCCUGAUGUUGCACUUCAUUGGAUCUAUAAACAAUAUAAAGAAGGAAAAGAUGCAGAAAAACUGCAAUUACCAUGUUUUUUGCCUUAUAAAUCGGAAAAUAUUGCGUUUAUACAACCAAUCAUUGAUAUGAUAGAAUCAAGCAACAUGUAA